CAAAGACCUGACAUUUGCGGGAGGGCAAGAACAGACUGACAAUCAAUAGAUAGCCAUGCGACCUAUUCGAAACAGUGUAUCGUUGCCAUUGUGGCCAAACAAUCGCCAACCAUUGCCAAAGCUGCAAUAGAUCUUGUAUAUACCUUCACAAGUCCAGCUGGAGCAGGCUUGACUUCAUUGCUACUCUUGACUGCCGACAGGACAAGUAUGGCUCCGGUUGUUACACAGUAGCGGCACCACGCAUGCUCGUUCCUGAACAUACCGUUCCAUCACUGAGUAUAGCAGAGCAUGUACGGCAUGUCGACUUGUUCUACACUCAAACUUCCUACAGAACCUCGCUACAACUUGCUCGAUUCUGACAAGCUUUACAAAGCUAUAGUCAUGUACGAACAAUCUGACCGAUCCUUUAAACACCAUCUACCGAGGAUGUUAUCGUUACUCUCCCCGCCACCGUACGCACCGCCUGACCAACGGGCGUCCACUCUACAGCGCCCCGAACGACACGACGAUUACCGUUGCACAAUAUCUCGACAGGCUGCCGACAUCACUAUAGUUGACAUUUCAAUCCACCUGCACAAGCACAUUGAUACUGACAGGAUCCCCUGCUGGCGAGUACGCAGGAAGCUCAUCGCGCUCGACCAACCAAUCUGCGCUCACAGACGUACGUCCGAUCCAGCGUUUUUCAGAGCAGUCCGCCGUCGAAUGAACACGUUGUGUAUCUCAUUUGGCUCCAGAGAAUACUUGCCAUUCUUCGGGAGGUGGACCGAUAGGAGUAGAGCCUGGACGUGCAAAGAAGAGGGGUGCAACAUGUCAGCUUGGAUCACGGAAGACCGCGACACUGGAAAUUUGAGACUCCAUGCCAGGACCUAUUGGGCUGGCGAGCUAGACGAAGCUGACGCGACUUUGUUGGAGGCUGUGAAAGUGAGGGCUCAGGAGGGUGGAGGGCUGAGUUACGAGUAAAGAAAGGUACGUAUAUAUUAAUCGCUGCCUUCCUGCAACUCCACACCAACUUACUUUGCCCAG
Molecule: messenger RNA, 1023 nt
Organism: Macroventuria anomochaeta
Lineage: Eukaryota; Fungi; Ascomycota; Dothideomycetes; Pleosporales; Didymellaceae
Exons: 2
Coding region: 289-960 (223 amino acids)
Source: RefSeq, a predicted model, not a curated record